Messenger RNA from Plasmodium relictum, 2487 nucleotides. It is a transcript of the gene ATG23, whose product is annotated as autophagy-related protein 23, putative. Gene Ontology annotation, biological process: intracellular protein transport; transcytosis; membrane fusion. The record is from RefSeq and is a predicted model, not a curated record. The transcript has 18 exons. NCBI's taxonomy places the organism in Eukaryota, Apicomplexa, Aconoidasida, Haemosporida, Plasmodiidae. Gene Ontology annotation, cellular component: ER to Golgi transport vesicle membrane; endoplasmic reticulum; Golgi stack. The coding region runs from base 1 to 2487 and encodes 828 amino acids.
AUGGUUAAAAGAACAAAUGAUUUACAAAAUAAAGAUUCUUUUAACGAUGAACUGCUUCUAGAAAUUCAGAAAAUUGAGGCAGAAUUAAAAAAAAAAAACGAUGAAUAUGAGGAGCUGAAUGAUAAAUAUAGAGAUAUAUAUGAUUCUUAUGUUUUGAUCAAAAACAAUUUAGAAGAAACAACAAAUAACUAUGAAGGAGAAAUAUUAAAAUUAGAAACGAUAUUAAGAGAAAAGGAGAAUGAACAUAUGGAUUUUACAGUCAAUUUCCAAGAGUUAUUAGAAGAAAAAUGUAAAUUAGAUAGAGAUAUUAAGAAUUAUGAAAAAGCCAUUUAUGAAAUAAACGAAAAUUUGAUAUCCUUAAAAGAAACACAUAAGGAAGAACUAAAGGAAAUUCAAGAUGAAAACACUAAUCUUUACGCACAAAUAGAAAAAUUUAAUGGAGAAUUAAAAAUAAUGAAAACAAAAAAUCAAGAGCUAGAAAAAAUUAAUGAAGAAGAAAAAAAGACAUUAAAAGAAGAAAAAGACAAGAUUAAAAUAGAACAAAACAAAAUAGAAGAAAAAAGAGUGCAGUUAGAAAAAAAAAGAGAAGAAAUAAAAAAAGAAAAAGAAAAAAUAGAAAAAGAAAGAGAAGAAAUAAAAAAAGAAAAAGAAAAAGUAGAAAAAGAAAGUGAAGAGAUAAAAAAAGAAAAAGAAAAAGUAGAAAAAGAAAGAGACGAAAUAGAAAAAGAAAGAGACGAAAUAAAAAAAGAAAAAGAACAAAUAAAAAAAGAAAAGCAUGAGUUAGAAUACAAUAUGAAGAAUAUGAUAAUAAUAAAUGAUGAUUUAAAAAAUGAAGUUGAUAUCCUUAAAGCGGAAAUUUUGAAAAUAGAAUGCAAUUCAAGGGAAACAGAGAAGAAAGCUGAUCAAUUAGAAAAUGAAAAUAAAAUGUUCAAGAAUGAAAUAGAAAAAAAGGAAAAAAUAAAUAGUGAUAUAUUGAAUGAAAUGAAUUCUUUAGAUAGCAAACUAAAGGAAUUAAAAAAUGUUAUGGAGGAUAAACAAGAUGAAGUUCUUAAAAGAGAUUCCAUCAUACAAAUUCUAUAUAAUAAAUUAAAAGAAAAAGAAAAUCAAAUUAUUUUAUUUCAGAAUGAGAACUUAUCUUUGAAAAAUUCUAAAAAAGAAUUAAAUAAAAAAUUGGAUGACAAAAGAAGUGAAAUGGAUAAAAUUGACAAUAAAUUACAUGAAAAAUUAGCUAUAUUGUUAAUAAAAAAAAAAGUCAAGGAAAGAAAUGAUUUACAUUUUGAUGGGCAUCCAUAUUCUUCUCUUUUAAAAAUAUUAUGGAAUGGUUAUGUAGACAUAUGCAAAUGCAUUUUAAAAACAAGGGAUGCAUAUUUAUACAGUGGAAAUAAAGAUCAUAGAUUUAUUUCUGCAUAUGAUACUGAUCUGUUUUUGGAUAUUAAAGAAGAAAAUGAGAAUAAAGGUUUGCUUUCUUAUAAAAAUGAAACAAGAGGUAUAUUUAAGAUAAAUGAAGAGGAAAUUAAAAACUUAAUUUAUAUAGGGCCUUUUAAUAAAUUUAACGGUUAUAAUGUUGGAAUUUGUAAUGAUAAGAAUAACUUAGAAGUGUCUAAAUGUAAUAUGUGUAGUUAUAUAUUUGAAGAAAUAUACGAAACAAAAAAAGGAACAAAGUUAGUUUUAAUAAAAGAAAAAGAAAGUGGGAAAUACUUAAGUGGAUUAAAUAGAAAUUUAUAUUUUGAUAAAAAAAAAAAAGGAGUCGACAAAUUAGAUUAUAUUAAUGUUGUAAGUAAAUUAAUUAAUUAUAUUACUAAUGAAACAGAAGAUAAUGAAAAUAUUAUUAUAAAAACAUCAGAUAAAAAAUUAAAAAUUGAAAGCGAAACAAAAACCUGUCUUGUAAAAAAAAGCGAUCCUUCAAUUACUGAAGAAAAGAAUGAAAAAAAGAAAAAUAUUAUUAGAGAAAAAAUAUAUCACAAAAAUGAAAAAAAGAAAAAUACAAAAUUAACUAAUAUAGUAAAUAAAAAUGAAAUAGCCGAGCAAGAAAUGAAUGAAGAAAAUAUGCAUAAUUAUAAAAUAGCUAAAGAUAUGUUGUUAAUUUCUAACAGUAAUAGUAGUACAGAAAAUGAAAGUGUUUUUAGUUUAAAAAACAAAAACAAUGAUCAAAAUGAGUUUACACAUAAUGUCUUAAACAAAUCAAUAGCAACCAAUUAUAUAGGUAAUGCCAAUAUGUCAUUUUUUAAUUCUUCAAAUAAUUCUGAUUAUAAUAACACAAAUGUCCUCUUAACAACAAAUAAAAAUGAAGCUAUUUUAUUUGAAAUUUUUAAUUAUGAGCAAAUAGUUGAACAUGAUGCUAUUAAAUUUGCUUCUGAAUGUAUUUUACAUUUCCUUUUAAAUUCUAAUCAUAAUUUACAAAGUAUUUCUAACAAAAACAGUGAAGAAAAUUCUAAUUAUUUUUCUACUAUUGAUGGAGAGUGGUGCAUCUUACCGGCAUAUUUAUAA